GUCUGUCACCGAUGGCCACCUAGCGUCAGCAGCGUGCUUCACAAUGGAACAUAUUAAGCCUCCAAUUGCCGGUAUUUAUAUUCUUAGAGCGUCCUUGGCUAUUUUUUUGCAGUUACGUCCGCACUGACAGAGAAAUCCGACCGACUCUCUCAUUUUUCUUUCUGAAUGGGUCUAUCAAAACAUUGAGGCCAUCGGUGGACGAAGUCUAACCAGCAGACGCAAACGAGCGAAUGCUCUCUGAUGUGAUUCGUCAUCUGCUGUUCAGCCUUGCCUAGUUGGAUUUGUAGCCUAAGGAUUUAUCUCGUGUGGGAUAUUGUCAUUAGAGCAAAGGAGACAACGCACUCAAAAGACGCAAUCUUAUCGACAGGCAUCCUUCCUUCAACAUGUGGCUGUGAGCUUCUCUCUCCAGCAUCAUCCUCCUCACCCAGCUGACCGCUUCACCCCGCGGGGUUUAACCGACGCCAAAGCCCCAUCACCCUGACGAAGAGGUAGAGGAAGAAGAGGAGGAGGACGAAGAAGAGGAAGAAGGGUUGCUGCGUGGUGGUGGUGGUGGUGGUGGUGAAGGGGGCGUCAAGGCGGUCCCAAGCGAGCGAGCGAGCGUGUGUGCGGGGCGAGCGAGGCGAGCGAGCGCCCUGGGGCCGGCGCGAUGGGCAUCCUGGGCCCCCACAGCUGCGUGGGCCAGGCCAGUUGCCACAGCAACUCCUCCAAGGAGUACUGCUACUCGGCGCGCAUCCGGAGCACCGUGCUGCAGGGGCUGCCCUUCGGAGGGGUGCCCACCGUCCUCGCGCUCGACUUCAUGUGCUUCCUGGUGCUCCUGUUCGUGUUCUCCAUCCUGCGGAAGGUGGCCUGGGACUACGGCCGGCUGGCGCUGGUGACCGAUGCCGACAGACAGAAGAAGAGGUUCAGUGGCCUGGAGGAGAGGGAGUAUGUGGCCUCUGCUCUGCACUCGGAGACCCCAGACCGGUACGAGCGCCUCACCUCCGUCUCCAGCUCGGUGGAUUUCGAGCAGCGGGAUAACGGCUUCUGUUCCUGGCUCACUGCCAUCUUCAGAAUAAAGGAUGAGGAGAUCCGUGAGAAGUGCGGUGAGGACGCGGUGCACUACCUGUCCUUCCAGCGGCACAUCAUCGGCCUGCUGGUGGUGGUGGGCGUGCUGUCCGUGGGCAUCGUGCUGCCCGUCAACUUCUCUGGAGAUCUGCUGGACAAUAAUGCCUACAGCUUUGGCCGAACGACAAUAGCCAACCUAAAUUCGGGGAACAACCUGCUGUGGCUGCACACGUCCUUUGCCUUCAUGUACCUGCUCCUGACGGUGUACAGCAUGCGCCGGCACACCUCCAAGAUGCACUACAAGGAGGACGACCUGGUCAAACGCACUUUAUUCAUCAAUGGCAUCUCCAAGUAUGCCGAAGAGAUCCAUAUAAAGCAGCACUUUGAGCAGGCCUAUGAGAACUGCGUUGUGCUUGAGGCCCGCAUCUGCUACAACGUGGCCAGACUGAUGGCGCUCAACGCUGAGAGGAAGAAGACGGAGCGCAGCAAGAAGUUCUUCACGGACCUGAUGUCCAAGGAGCACGUGCCCACCAUGAUCAACCCCAAGCCCUGCGGCCACCUCUGCUGCUGCGCCAUCACUGGCUGUGAGGAGGAGGAGGCGGUGGGCUUCUACACCAAGCGGGAGGCCAAGCUGAAGGAGGAGUACAGGAAGGAGAAGGAGAAGGUCAACACCAAGCCGCUCGGCAUGGCCUUCGUCACCUUCCAGAACGAGGCCAUGACUGCCAUCAUCCUGAAGGACUUUAACGCGUGCCAGUGUCAGGGUUGCCAGUGUCAGCCGGAGCCUCGCACCUCCCAGUUCAGCGACAGCCUCCACGUGCACAACUGGAACGUCACCUACGCCCCGGACCCGCAGAACGUGCGCUGGGAGCACCUCUCUCUGGGGGGCGUGAUCUGGUGGAUCCGCUGCUUCAUCAUCAACAUCAUCCUCUUCCUUCUCCUCUUCUUCCUCACCACGCCCGCCAUCAUCAUCUCCACCAUGGACAAGUUCAACGUCACCAAACCAGUCGAGUACCUCAACAACCCUAUUGUCACUCAGUUCUUCCCCACCCUGCUCCUGUGGGCCUUCUCUGCCCUGCUGCCCACCAUAGUGUACUACUCCGCCUUCUUCGAGGCUCACUGGACACGGUCAGGGGAGAACAGGACCACCAUGCACAAAUGCUACACCUUCCUCAUCUUCAUGGUCCUACUGCUGCCCUCCCUUGGACUCAGCAGUCUGGACGUCUUCUUCCGUUGGCUCUUUGACAAGAAGUUCUUGGCUGACGCGGCAGUGAGGUUUGAGUGUGUGUUCCUGCCAGACAACGGAGCGUUCUUCGUGAACUACGUCAUCGCCUCGGCGUUCAUCGGGAACGCCAUGGACCUGCUGCGCAUCCCGGGUCUGCUGAUGUACAUGAUCCGCCUGUGUCUGGCCCGCUCGGCUGCAGAGAGGCGCAACGUCAAACGGCAUCAGGCGUACGAGUUCCAGUUCGGCGCCGCCUAUGCCUGGAUGAUGUGCGUCUUCACCGUCGUCAUGACGUACAGCAUCACGUGUCCAAUCAUAGUGCCCUUCGGUCUGAUGCACAUGCUCCUGAAGCACCUGGUGGACAGGUACAACAUGUACUACGCCUACCUGCCCUCCAAGCUGGAUAAGAAGAUCCACUCGGGAGCCGUCAACCAGGUGGUGGCCGCCCCCAUCCUCUGCCUCUUCUGGCUCCUCUUCUUCUCCACCGUCCGCAUAGGAUUCCUGGCGCCCACCUCCAUGUUCACCUUCGUCGUGCUCAUCAUCACCAUCGUGGUGUGCCUGUCGCACGUCUGCUUCGGCCACUUCAAGUACCUGAGCGCCCACAACUACAAGAUCGACACCAAGGACACAGACGCAGAACCUGUGGAAAAUGGCCGACCGGUACGCGCAUCACCAACCAGCAAGAUGGCCCAGCAGCAGUCCUACAUCGCCCAGGUGCUGCAGGACCCCAACGCGGACGAGGCGGGCGCCAACAGCUGCAGCUGCAGCGAGGAGGACGGCCAGGGCUCCUCGCAGGACGAGGAGAUGAUCAACGGCGGCAACAGCCUCAACGAGGCCGACUUCCAGUCCGGCGAGGACAGCCUCAUCGCCAACGAGGUCCACCACUGACCCGCACCCCGGGGGGGAAGGGGCAGAGAGAAGAGUGAUGGGGAGAGAGAGAGAGAGAACGAGAGAGAGAGAGAGGGAGGUGGAGGUGGAGGAGGGGAAAGGAGAAGAGAGUGAUGGAGUGAUCCACUGGACAAAAGUGGGGCCAUCCAGAACCAUCGGCACCAAAGGAGGGCACAAGAACUGUAUCGGAGGCACACACACACACACACACACACACACACACACACACACUCAUAAUAUGGUCACACACACACACACACACACACACACAUACACACAGUGGUAAUAUGGUGACACACACACACACACAGACACACAUACAGGUAGAGAUGGACCCAAGCACUCUCACACGCACACACAGGGAAGAAUGUUCACAUGCACUUCUCUGCUACACAGAAGUUGCACGUAAGCACAAUGUUGGUGUGCAUAAAAAACGCAGAUGUCGUCUGACAUAUACACUCGCCUGCAUCCUCCCAGUAGAUUACACUACUGUGCACAUCUAACACACACACACACGCACACACACGCACACACACACACACACACACACACACACACACACACAGACACACACACACACAGAACACUGCCCCUACCCUCUGUGCCACUGGCUUGCCCUGGGCAGACAUGCACCGUGCCAGACAUGCACCGUGCCAGACAUGCACCGUGCCAGACAUGCACAGUGCCGGCGGGUCUUGAUGACCUCAUCAUUGUGAGUCCUGAGUGUGAGAUCGUUCACUGGAGGCCUUGUGCUGUACUUUCAAACUUUCUCAUACACAGGCAUUCAUUCAGACACAGCCAUACACACACACACACACACUUUUUAUUUAUCAUGUCAAUACUUCAGCUAUCGUUUACCCAUAGCAAACUCCAAGGACAGCCACACAUAAAACAUGAAACAUGAAAGGCUCAAACCAGCCACAGAGACAGAAAGCCAAAAACAAAUGGACAAAUUUGACUCUCCUCAUCCAGCAUCAUUCAUCAAUGUCCAAAGGACUCUGUCUCUAGUCGUUGUACGAGAACCGUGACCGUAUUCGGCGUUCGGAGCAGGCGAGGCCACUGGGAAUACCUGGAAAUUUACCCACAAUGCACUGGAAGAAAAGGUUCAGUCAUCUUUCAUAAAAACAAUGAAUUCAUAAACAUGUAAAAAAACAAAAAAUCUAAAAAAAAAAAAUACAGAGACAAGGCCUCGUCAGCCAUUUUGACUCUUUAAGCACAUAACUAAUGGUCUUUCCCUUAUCCUAAGAAGAAGAAAAAAAAAAUGCCUCAAACAUGGACACCUGUUCCUCUCCAAAAUUAUAUAUAUAUUUUGUUGUCGUUUUGAUUUUGUCUAUUAGUGGGUUUGUUAGCACUUCCAAAACAGUAUUUGAUUUUGUCCCUGCUGCUAUACUGGCAUACUUACACAGUGGUUUGCUAUUUCCUUUUGUGUGGGUGUGUUUGUUUGUUGGUUUGUUUGUUUGUUAGUGUGUGUGUGUGUGUGUGUGUGUGUGUGUGUGUGUGUGUGUGUGUGUGUGUGUUUGUGUGUGUGUGUCUUUGGUUAACCCAGUGUCAAUGUUCUAUUAGACAUUCCAAAGGAAUAUUUAAAAAGUGCAAUAGUGCAGGGGAGGAGAAGGAAGAGCCAAAAUGGUGGACCCAGUGCAUCUCAGACUUUUCCCAAUCUCCAACAUCCAAGGAACUGGCGAUUCUGAUGACUGGAGAGUCCUCUUCCAAAAAGAAAGGGGAUAUCACCACGCCAACGGGAACAGGCUGACCGAGACCCAACUGAUUGUGCUGCCUGGGCGCCUGAAGGACUGGAGUGACCACUGUGGACCCCCAUUUUGUGCUCCUGAAGGACUGGAGUGACCACUGUGGACCCCCAUUUUGUGCUCCUGAAGGACUGGAGUGACCACUGUGGACCUCCAUUUUGUGCUCCGGGGGGACAAGACAAGCUUGGCCAUCUCCACUAUCGGCAGUUAGGACACAUGACUAUACUGUGAAUCAAAUGGAAUUUAAUUGGAAAAUGGAAUUGAACGGCGCACCUCUUGUUUCUUCCAAAGACGAGGCAAAUUAAAUUGUCCCCUUUCAGUGUUGCCCCGUCGUCCCUCAAAUGCCCCCCCCCCCCCCCCCCCCACCUCACCGUUUCCGUCAUGUUUGGUCACCGAUGGGAUGUUGUUCUAGUCAUCUCAGUGUUUACUCGUGUCUACUAUUCCCAACAACUGUAUCUGGAUUUCACUUCAGACUCUUUCCUGAGUCUACCGCAACUUGAUGGCUUGACUUGUCAAUUGUUUGUUUGUUUUUGACUGACAAAGUAGCAGCAAGUAGGCCUACUAUCACAAACCCAACCAUGCCCUGCUGAUGUUUUUUCUUUUUUCUUUUUUGGGACCACCGGCUGGUCUGAGCAGAUGGAUUACACACACACACACACACACACACACACACACACACACGCACACACACUCACGCACAUCUUUGGAUAAAAAGUAUUUUGCAUUUUCUGUGAUUAUAUCUGUUGCUGGUUGACAUACGGGACAAACAGACCCACAAAACAGACUGUUUCUAGUGGGUUUGACGUUGCUGCCAGCUCGUGUAGACAUCAAAAUACUAACCUUAGGCUACAACAGACACUCCCACAACCAGUCCCGGUGUCAAUUCCACCAUGCAGCUACCUGUCUGGACUGAGAUAGAUGGUGGUGGUGGUGGUUGACUGUUGGGGCAAGAUAGCCUAAUGACUCACAUAUUUUCGAGAUGAUCCGAUGUUGCCAAGGUGACUGACACGGUAUGUGUAGCAAAGACUGAUCUUGCCCGUUGCGAGAUUUUCGAUACUGAUGGAUUCUCAACAGCUUAGGUUUGGCUGGUGACGCGUUGUUUCCAUUUUUGUGCAAGUCUAAAGGUUCUCAUGUGAAAUGGAAAAAGAAAAAAAAUGUUUAAAAAAAGAAAAUGUUUAAAAAUGAAAAUUGUGAGUAACCACUUUGUGCUUGACGAUGUUUGUCAGCUGGUGCCUGUUUUUGUUUCUUUUCCUUUUCUUUCCUUUCCUUCUUUUUUGUUUUAUAUGAAGUGAGAGACAAAUUGUUGUGGGUAGUUUGAUUUGGAUAUGAAGAGAAUGUGCUUUUUUUCCUGAAUGGAUCGAAGACGUCUGAUGGCACAAACGUAGGCUAAUUCUUAAACGUAGGCUAUUUGUUCGUCUUCACAAUCACGGACAUGUCGGAGACAAAGCUUUCACACAAAAACCCUUUUCAUGCCCAUGGAAAAGCAAAAAGGAUGUGACGGCCACUUAAACCCGUUGUGUGUGAGAGAGUUAUACGUUUGUGUGCGUGUGUCUGAGUGAGAGGUCACUAGUUAUAUAAGUAGAUAGUCUUGUGAUGAAAGUCCUUCUAAAGCAGUUGAAGGACAGAGAACAGUCUGCGUUCGCGUUACAGAGCCAAUGAUAGGCGAUGCUUCAGGCUGACUAGUUCAUUAAGUUCCCCGCGUUAUUGUACCAGCUACUUUUUAUUGUUAUGGAGGGGUGCUGUUGAACCAUGUUCUGUAGCACUCUUGUCAGUCCUGACCACGUAACCACGUUUGUUUUGCCAAUACAGAAGCUGUCUCCGUCCCUCCUCGCUGUAUUCACAUCAGGCGCGCGCAGAAAGGGGGAUAGGAGUAAGUAAUAGCCUGUGUAAGCAAGCUAUUCUGUGCUUCUGACCGUGUAAACGCGAGACUUCAAAGGACUGAUUGACUUGUUUAGUUCUUUUCUGGCACUUUAUGUGACUGAAAGUCGUGAGGUUGGCGACGCAAAAAAGAAAAUAUACAUCUUGUGGCUGCGGCAGAGAAACGCACUUAAUUAGACAGGUUUGUACUAGUGAAGAUCCGCUAGAGGGCACUGUACGCUCGUUCUUUUAUGUACCACUGCUGUAAAAGCAUUGCUGAGGAGGACACGUUCCUCGUUGAAAAGCUGUGAAGGUUUAUAGUGAAAGGAUGUUUUACCACCAGCUAAAGGAACAUGCAAUAGAUUCCCCAAACAGUAGCUGCCUACGAGACGGUCUUGGCUCUGAUUAGAACCAGACUUGUGUCAUGUGGCUGUUACCUCAUUAUUAGUUGUGGAUUCAGCAGAUAAAGCUACCAUUUAGCACAGCUACUUUUUGAACAGUCUCAGGUGUCCUGUAUUCUCAUUAAAAUGUUUACAUCUCCAUGUGUUUUCCGUUCGUUUUAUUGUUUUAUAUUUGUUUCAGGAUGAUGUGGUUUUUGGUUUUCUUUAAGCAAAAAAAAAAAAAAGAUUUGUAGACACUAAACUGAACUAUGAAAGCGGUAGCUACGUGUGCUGUUGUUGGCACCAGGUGCACUAUAAAAUCACAUGCCAUGCUUGUAUGUAAAUCUGCUUUUUCUUAGUGUAUGGUACUUGUGUCAGUGUCGUAGCUACAUGCCGGAGAUCUUCAAGCGGAUACGUGUCUUGGUUCGUCCAUUUUGUUUUCCCCUUUAGGCCUAUCUGUUAAACUAUUUAUCCACUGAAAGUGAAUGUGAACUCUCACAGUCACUUAAUGUACCUUAUCCUACUUGUGCACACUUAUGGACUUAGUAGCUGUUAACAUUAUUUUUUAUUAUAAUUUAUUAUUAUCAAAUAUAUUCUCAUAGGCCUAUCUUUUCAGACACCGAUUUUGAGACUUGAAUUUUUUUUAUCUUUUUUUUUCAUUUCUUUAAUUCUUCCUUGUUCAUUUUUGCUUGUUUUAAACCAUCAUUGCUUGUUAAAGCUGUGAAGUAAAGAAUGUCUUUUUAGCUCAGCACAAAUGGAGAAGCAGCAUAGGCCUCCCGGCCUACUGAGAAGUAAAGACCAGCAUUGGUUAGUAAGAUUUACAAUGAGUGGCUGUUAAUACCUUUGUACAUACCCUUCAUUGACACACUAUCAUAGCAAAACAAAUGGUAGUGUAAUACAUAGUACAUAUGUACAGUUUUUAAGACAUCGGUUAGGAGGUCAAAGUUGACAUAUAAAAUAGGGCCACUUUUUUUGUCUCUACAAUUCUGCUAACAUUUCUGCUAGCUUCCCACUAAACAUGUCAACAUGCUGUAGGAAUUCUAGUAGUUGAAUUUAAUGCUGUUUAUUCGUUGGGCUGUGUGUGUGUGUGUGCGCGUGUGUGUGUCAGGAUGCCGUGUGUGUUUGUGCGUGUGCGCGGAUUUAUGUGUGUUAAUUUAUUUUACCUUUUGGUCCAAAGGUUGUCUUUAUGGUGAGAACAUUUGUCCCACUCAGUUCCUUGAACAAUAAAAAUGGUAUUCAUCCUUAAAAAUGGCCUCCGUCUUUGAAUCAUAGUCCUCAGUGCUCGUUAUAUCCUCUAUCCUGCCUGCCUAGAAUGAUCCUUGUGUGUCACUGCACCUCAUCACCUUCACAUAGGCCUAGAUAGUGCAGAUGUCCUUAAAGCCAGCAGCUUCUGUUUCAAAGGUUAAAAACAUCUGGAAUAG
Molecule: messenger RNA, 8554 nt
Organism: Sardina pilchardus (European sardine)
Lineage: Eukaryota; Metazoa; Chordata; Actinopteri; Clupeiformes; Clupeidae
Product: CSC1-like protein 2
Cellular component (GO): plasma membrane
Molecular function (GO): nucleic acid binding; calcium-activated cation channel activity
Source: RefSeq, a predicted model, not a curated record